Solea senegalensis (Senegalese sole) is the source of this 4609-nucleotide messenger RNA. RefSeq names its product anillin, actin binding protein (gene anln). The transcript is spliced from 24 exons. The record is from RefSeq and is a predicted model, not a curated record. Lineage: Eukaryota; Metazoa; Chordata; Actinopteri; Pleuronectiformes; Soleidae. Bases 174 to 3683 code for a protein of 1169 amino acids. Gene Ontology annotation, biological process: actomyosin contractile ring assembly; mitotic cytokinesis; septin ring organization. Gene Ontology annotation, cellular component: actomyosin contractile ring.
UUGUGCGAGAAGAGAAGAAGAGGAAACAGACAGAGAGGAGAGAAGUAGAGUGUCGUUCAGCUCGUGUCACCCCGUCCUGUGUGUGUGUUUGUGUCUUUGUACACAUAGUGGUGUACAGGAGAGCUCUAAAGUACUGUCAUAGGGUUAACUUUUGAGCGGAUACGUCUCCCAAAAUGGACCCGUUUACGGAGAAACUGUUGGAGCGGACCCGGGCUCGCAGAGAAAACCUGCAGAAGAAAAUGGCCGAGAGACCAAAUGCAGCAAACAGACCAAUGGCCAAAAGGCCCAGAGAGCCACUGGCUGAUACUAACAGUGUGCUCAGUGAGCCAGUCAUUGACAAAGUUCCACAGCCAUCCUCCAAGCCUUCUCCUUCCAAGCGUCUAUGCUCGGGGGAAAAUAUCCAUCCAGCAGCUGGUGAGGAGAACAAAGAACCAGAGAUGAACCAACCUGUGGUCCCCAUGCUCGCAGAUCCUCCCACAGACAAGAAACCUCCAGUGGGGCCCAGCAGCAGACAUUCCUCUCUGGAGAAAACUGCUACCCGACCGGAUGUUCGCUCUCAGCCAGUGCAGCUGCAAACUGAACAGCCACAACUAGAGAAAAUAGCUGUCACUCCUGCUCCUAAUCUGAGCAGCAAAGAUGAAGAGUUGGUACCUGCCAGUCCAGCCCUCCAUAGGACUAAGGAAUACCUGGUGGAAGAGCCAACUCCCUGUGCUGCUGGCAUGAAGUCACGCCUACAGAGGCUCGCUGAGCAGAGAAAAUGUUGGGAUGGAAGUGCCCCCACCACUGAUGCCAUUCCAGACUGUACCCCGCUGUCCCUGUUAAAGAGACAAGCCGAGGACCCGCCAGUUGCUGCACCCUCCAUGUCCUCAGGAAAUCCAGUAGGGAGAAGAGGCAGACUGGCCAACCUUGCUGCCACCAUUGGAUCUUGGGAAGAUGACCUAAGCCAUGCUAAUAUCCCCAAAGAGAAUCCGAAAGAAAAGCCUGCUGCAACCAAGUUUGUGGCUGCCAACACAAAGCCAAGUGCUGCUGACAGCCAAUCAGCAUCAAGCAGCAAGUCCACAUCCAGGUUUAAUCAGCAGGCUGCAUGUCCUCCCAUCAAAUCCAGCCAAGUGGUUGCCCCAAGUCCUAAGAAAUCUGACAAUCCUGCAGCCAGAGCAGCACCCCAGACAGUAAGCAGUCCUCAGAAGAGUUCCAACCAGUCAGUGGCCUUUACCUCUAGUCCCCUGAAAAGCUACAAUCAAGGCACAACAGUCCCAUCCAGUCCCAAGAGGGCCGGUCCCUCCUCCACAGCAUCUGUGCCUCAGAGCCCCCUGAAGAGUCAGGUCCUUUCCAGGGGUCUCAACUCCACUGCCAGCCCCCAGAAACCAGAGCUUUGUGCCAAACCAGUCAUUGCUGGUCCUUCUGCCUCCCAGGAAAAGUCCACCGCUGGAGGUCCGGGCGUCAAAUCUUUCCUGGAGCGCUUUGGAGAGAGAUGCCAAGAGCGCAGCAACCAGUGUUCCCCAGCAGGGGGCAGCACCCAGGCCAAGACUCCCCAUGCAACUCAGUCAGUCACACCUAACACCAAACUGGUACAGGAGAGACUCAGAGCUGCCCAGGCAGCAAACACCACCUCUGCUGAUCUCACCCAGCGACAGAAGAUGGAGCGAGAGACUGAGCUGGCUAAGAUUCGCAGUCGCUUUCAGAAUGGGAACAAUAUGUGGAAGAACAAAGAUGAAGCGGCAGAAUCCAAGAAAAUCAACAUCGACAAGGAACAGCCCGAUAAGCCGGUACGGAGUGAGGCUGCAUCGUGUGAGCAACAGGAGGAAGCAUCAGCGCCGUCCAUUGAAAAAACUGAUACACCCACCAAAUGCACCCCCCCAGCAGGUCAUAUGUUGGUCUCACCUCCAGCACUGACAUCCAGCCCUCUGAGGGUGGUUCCCCAACCUGAGGAGAAACCAACAGAUGAGUCACCAGACAAGGAGGAGGUGGUCACAGAGAGGGAGAUGAACGUGGACCAGUCCAUCAACUCUGCAGUCAUCAACGAGCUGUUUGAUGGAGUCCUGGAUCAGGAUGAGGAUGAUGAGGAGGAAGAUGCCCUGAAUAUCUCCUCCAUGUCCCUCCUGACUCCCCUGGCAUCUGUGGUGAAGAGUCCAGAGAGGGGAAUGAUGACGUCAACACCUGCCAGUUCAUUCCUUAUAAAGUCCCCAGACAAUGUUCGCGUUCCAAGCAAGUAUCCGAGGACGAACAUAAUCCAGACUUCCUCCUCAGACCGCGUCGAGGCCUCGGAUGAAGACCGUAAACUGCCCUAUAGCAUUGACGCAUACAGGUCGACCAGAGUGAAGGAGAUGGAGCGGCCCAACGUGAAGCAGGUCAUUGUGAGAAAAGAGGACGUUUCUCAGAGAGCAGAAGAACCCAGAGGAUCCGGUCUCUUCAGCGUCAAACAGAAGACGAAGAUUUUGACAAACGAGAUGAACCUCCAGCAGACAAUCAUUCAUCAGGCCAGUCAGGCGCUCAACUGCUGCACAGACGAGGAGCACGGAAAAGGAUCCCAGGUGGAGGCUGAAGCCGAGAGGCUGCUGCUGGUGGCAAUGCAGAGGAGGGAGGCGCUGAAGGCGGAGCUGGACCGUCUGCGAGGAGGUGUGCCUGGACAGAAAAAGACCGCUGCUGCCCCGGAAUCCACCACCAUGUCCGCCUCUAAGGGUUCAAUCACCCUGCAGGGGAUUCGUCUGCCUCUCAAGGCAGACUUUGUGUGCUCUAUUGCUAACAAGCCAGAGUCGACCAAAUAUUCUUUCUUCAUCAUGAUCCGUGCUGGAGCAGAGAACACUGUGGCGACUCCACUGGCCAGCACACACCGUGGCCUCAGUGGAGACACCCUCAGCUUCCCCACCAAGUUCACAUUAUCUGAUGUCUCCGGUGACUUUGUAAUUGACAUUGAGGUUUAUUGCCUGGUGCAGAAGCCUGAGGUCUGCGGUGACAAGAAGAAGAAAGCGAGCAAAUCAAAGGCCAUCACGCCAAAGAGAUUCCUCGGCAUCACUAAAAGUGUGCAGACACCAGUUGUGGCCAGUCCAGGAGGGCCCAACGCUGUUCGCUCCAGUAACUUCGUGCUGGUUGGAUCACACAAGCUCACCCUGUCCUCAAUUGGGAAAAACAAAUUCCCUCUGGAGAAGAUCAUAUAUGAAGGAUGUGAAAGGGAACUUCUCAGUGACUUGUUUCAUACCAAGGUGCCGUUCCUGUGCCCACUAGAGGGCCACGUCUACCUCAAGAUGCAGUGUGAAGUCGGCUCAAAAGUAGAGGAGAGGGGCUUCCUGACGAUGUUUGAAGACGUAAGUGGAUUUGGAGCUUGGCACAGGAGGUGGUGCGUCCUCUCAGGAUACUGUGUCUCCUACUGGACCUACCCAGAUGAUGAGAAGAGGAAGACUCCCAUUGGCCGUAUUAACUUGUCCAACUGCACCAGUAAGAGAGUGGAACCGGCCAACAGAGAGUUCUGUGCCCGACCCAACACGUUUGAGCUCAUCACAGUCAGACCACAGAGAGAGGACGACAAAGAGACACUAGUCAGUCAGUGCAAGGACACGAUGUGUGUUACAAAGAACUGGCUGAGUGCGGACACUAAAGACGAGAGAAACCUGUGGAUGAAGAAACUGAACCAGAUCCUCGUGGAUCUGCGGAUGUGGCAGCCGGACGGCUGUUACAGGCCACUGUAGUUCCCGCGCUUUGUCACAAGCAGCCUCUUUCUCCCUUUUUUUUUUUUUAAUGUUUUUUUUGUUUUUUAGGCUGUCGAUAUCAGUGACGCAUGCAAUCACUAAGUGCAAUACGGUAUGAGAAUUGUAAAAUGUUUUUGCAAAGCACUAAGCUAAAGACGAGGGGAGUAAAAUAAAGCCAUACACUCAACACAUUUCAGGACAGUAUUUUUGUGCAGGAGCCAGAUUUUAUUGGUUUGCAGGCUCGUUUUAAGGUAUUAUUGAAUCGCUGGGUUUUUAUGUUCAUGCGUAUACGUAAGUGUGGGGGAGACGCUUGAUGUUACCGCUUCACUGCUGUAUUCAGUUAUAUAAACAGUGUUCCAGAUGACUACUCGUCUAAAGCACCACAGUUCUGUCACUGAAUUAACGCUCUUUAUUUUAUCCUGCAUGACACCACAGAAUAAUAAUGAUAACCUUUUUGAUAAGAUUUCACUUUAUAUAUAUAUAUAUUAUCUUUUAUGAUUUGUGGCAGGUGUGUUUACGUCAUUGUUGUACACAGAUGUUUGAUACAUUUUUACACUCUAAGCUUUCCUUCUGUUUGUACUCGUCAGUGUGUGUGUUUGUUUCUGUGUAAGGUGAAGUGUUGUGUAACAUGUUUUGUGUCUUGUGACCCCACAGGUUGCAUAUACUGUACGUCUGUAUAAUCUAAUGUCUUUUACCCGUGUGUAGAUAUAGGAGACGACUCUUUCUCAUAUCGUGUUGAUGACGAACGCAGAUUUCCAUUAACGCCACGCAUUUGUUUGGGUUUUAGCUUCUACAUCGGUUUACAUUGCGAACAAUCGGAUUGAGCAGGAAGUGAGUUGUGUGUUGACUUGUUUAACUGGAGUCUUCAAUUGGCCAAUUGAUGUGGAUCAUUGAGACUUCAAUAAAUUCCUGCUCUGACCAACAUG